Messenger RNA from Nymphaea colorata (pocket water lily), 7114 nucleotides. RefSeq names its product putative pentatricopeptide repeat-containing protein At5g08310, mitochondrial. The transcript is spliced from 5 exons. Bases 272 to 2827 code for a protein of 851 amino acids. Gene Ontology annotation, molecular function: protein binding. NCBI's taxonomy places the organism in Eukaryota, Viridiplantae, Streptophyta, Magnoliopsida, Nymphaeales, Nymphaeaceae. The record is from RefSeq and is a predicted model, not a curated record.
UUUUCCAUGCCUUGUGAUACCACCUGGUUCCCUGUUCUUCCUUCCCUCUGCAACUCGCCUCACAGACUUUGAUGGACUUCUGGUAAUCCCCACUUCGAAAUUUUUCGUAUUCAUCUGUUUCUUCCUCCCGCCCAAACAUCGCUGGAAAAAGACUUGUUUCCUGCUUCGAGUAUUACACCUGGUUGUGAUUCUCCCGACUCCAUUGACAUUUCCUCACCUCUCUCAGGUGGAGACAGGUCUGCUUCUCUUCUCCUCUUUGAGCUUCAUCUCGAUGGGUUCUUUCAUGCAAACUAGUCGCUUCUUAUCCUCAUUUAGAGAUGUAAACGUUUUUGGCGGGGUCCGCGCCCUUUCCACCAUAUCCAACUAUUUUAAUGACCUUGCGUCCUCCGACUCGUUUGAGUAUUUCCCCGUCAAUCCCGUUUAUGAUCUCUGGUCGAUAUUCUCCAAGAAACCAGUGCAAAGAAACCGCGAGGAGAUGUUGUGUGUAUUGGGGAGGACUCUCACCACUGAGACUGUGGAGUCUGUUUUGAGAGAGCUGAAGUGUGGAUGGAAUUGUGCCUACGAGUUCUUCUUGUGGGCUGAAAAACAAGAUGGGUUUAGGCACAACCGUUAUACCUUCAAUGCCAUGGCUUCAAUUUUGUCUAGAGCUAACCAGAAGAGUCCAUUGAUGGUGCUGGUGAAGAACAUGGUUGGGAGCAGGUGUUCCAUGACGGCUGGAUCAUUGGGCUUCCUGAUAAGGUGUUUGGGUAGCGUAGGAUUGGCUGAUGAAGCGAAUUAUGUGUUCGAUCACGCUGGGAUGAUGCAUUGUGUUCCUAGUAGCUAUACCUAUACUUGUUUGUUGGAGGCCUUGACAAAAUGCAGGCGCUAUGACUCACUGGAGGUCAGGUUGAAGGAGAUGAAUGAUUCUGGUCUGAGAGCUGAUAAGUUUACAUUGACAGCCGUUCUUCAGGCAUACUGCAAUUCCGGGAGAUUGACUGAAGCUAUGGGAAUUCUUGAUAAGAUGUGCGCUAAUGGAUGGGCUGAUGAACAUGCAUUCACGAUCCUGAUUCUUGGAUUUAGCAAAUCUGGGGCCGUUGAUAAGGCUUUUGAAUUGAUAGAAGGAAUGGAGAGAAUGAAUCUGAAUUUGAAUAAGAAGACCUACCAUGUUUUGAUCCAUGGGUUUAAGCAGGAAAAUAGAAUUGACAUGGCUUUGGUGCUACUCGAUAAGAUGAAGGAAGAUGGUAUUGGAAGGGACGUGGGUUUAUACAGUGUGAUUAUUGAGGAUCUCUGUAAGAACAAAGAAUAUUUUAAAGCUUUUAAUCUAUAUAUGGAGAUGAGGGACUCGGGGCUGUUUCCUGAUAAAGCAAUCAUUGGUAAUCUUGUAGCAGCAUCAUGUACAGAGGGAAAGAUGGAAAUUUUGGAGAAGUUGCUCGAAGAAGCAAAAAUUUUGAACAUAGGUAGCUCGAUUUUCAUUUAUAAUGCAGUUCUUGAAGGGUUUGUGGCGUGUGGUGAGGUGGAAAAAGCUCGAUCACUUUUGCAAGUGAUGGUGGCAUCAGCAACAGGUGAGCCUACGGAACACAUUUUGAAGACUCUAAGCAUGGUGUCCUUGAAACUGAAGGGCGAGCUGCCAAAUGUUUCUUCUUUUAGUAUUGUUUUAGGCGGUUUAUGUAAGAGCUCCAACUUGGACUCUGCCUUGGAGCUUUUGAAAGAUAUGCGAAGAAUAGGAUGUAAAGGAAAUCAGCUGAUUUACAAUAAUCUAAUCCAUGAACUAUGCAACUUCGAUAGGUUCGAGGAAGCUCAGCUUGUUGUAAAAAAUAUGAAGGACUCUGGCUUUGAGCCCAACCACUUUACUUACAAUUCCAUAUUUGGUUGUCUUUGUAGAAGAGAGAAUGUGGACGGUGCCAUUGACCUGAUUAAGGAGAUGCAAACUGAGGGAUGUGAACCAUGGAUAAAGCAUUGUACCUUGCUUGUAAAGAAGUUAUGUGUUAGAGGAAAGGUAAUAGAAGCAUGUAAUUUCUUGGAUAGCAUGGUUCAAGCAGGAGUACAACCAGAUAUGAUCGUCUAUUCCACAGUUAUACAUGGACUGUGCAAAAAGGGAGAACUGGACAAUGCUGUAAAGCUCUUCCAUGACAUGUCUAAAAAUGGUUGUAUUCCUGAUAUGGUGUGUCAUAACAUUCUCAUGCAUGGAUUUUGCAAGGCUGGAAGAAUACCUGAGGCUGAAAACCUUUUGAACGAGGUGUUGGAGAAGGGUCUCGUACCCUCAGUGGUUAGUUAUAAUUCAAUAAUUGAUGCAUGGUGCAAGAAUGAGAGGGUUGACCUGGCACUUUUUUGGUUUUCCAAAAUGAAUUCUAAAGCAAGGCCGCCCAACGUGAUUACUUACACGACUUUAGUGCACGGACUGUGCAAUUCUGGAAGAGUGGAGGAUGCCCUAAGGCUGUGGAAUGAGAUGGAAAAGAAAGGUUGUUCUCCAAACAGGAUAGCAUAUACAGCUUUGAUAAGUGGACUAUGCAAGUGCAACAGAGUACAUACUGCACUGCAGUUUUAUCGUGACAUGCAGAUCAAGGGCUUCGAUCCAGACUCCUUUCUCUUUGUAGAACUGGUAAAUGUAUUUGUGGUCGAGGAAGAUUUUGUUGCAGCUUUAAGCAUUUUGAGAGAGAUGAUUGAAAAAGAGAAGUGCCCUACUCCUGAUGAAAAGUCUUACGUAUCACUGUUGAAGUUACUGUGCAAAAUAUGUGAAGAUGAUCUCUCCCUUGUAGAUGUGAAAACUAUUAUUGAACAGGGAUGCAUUCCGUCAGUACAGAGUGUUGAUGAUCUUGGGGUUGUUACGAAAAUGUUGACAAAAAAUUGAUAGGAAAACUGAGAACAGAUUCAUAGGCAUUUUGAAUCGUGAGAGCUUCUGGUUGAUAGAAGAUGCAUCAUUCUCUGGUGAAGUCAACUAGUUGUCUAUGCUUCAAGGAGAGCAUUUCCAGAGUUGUGUUACUGCACAUUUUGCGCCCAUCUCCUAAAGUAACUUCUCUGGGAAUUGCAAGAAAAGGGAAGGUUUUCUAUUCGUAACUACUUUGACUCUUGGAACCGGGUUCUGCUUGAUGGCUUCUUUGGCAGCCUUAUGCUGAUAACGAAGAUUUUGUGGUUUGGAGAGCAUUAAAGGUCGAUUGACUCUCAGAAGAAUUCAAACUGAGAAUUUAUCUUUGGCUACUCAGAAGAUGUGAACAAUUUUGAAGUUCCUUGUAAUAUCUCAUUCAUGUUCUUUAUGCUAGAGAUUUAAUCCUUUAUGGAUGCAGAGUUUCUGCAGCAAAGAGGGAAAUGAAGUAAAAAAGUUUUAUUAAUAUUGCAGAUAUUUGCAGCAGAAACAGAUUAUAGCAGUUGCCUGGUGGUACUGAUGACAGCAGAUCCCAUAGAUAUAAUCCUCCUUUUCUCAUCACUGCUAAAAAAGACAAGCAUCUCCAAAUCCGUCAAGUGGUGCAUUUUCUUGAAAAUUUCUGAUUUUGUUAAGUCAAAACUGAUUAACUGAAAAUUGCAUUUUGCAUUUUACUAGCUUGGCAAUGCCGAUGGAGAUGGAUGGAAACUAAGAGAGGCCAUAUGCAACCCUACUGCAUAGGAAAUUGUCUGUUAGUUAACUUCAAGUGAAUCACUCUCUAGAGCUACCAAAAUCACCUGGGAAACAUAAAUCGCUUGGAAGCAUCGGAAGUGGCUGCAGUGCAAAAAAUAGGGUCCCUUACUACUUUAUUUGGCCUAAGAACAAAACAGGGGUUCGCGAAGUAAGGUCGGUUCCUUACCCUACACAUAACGCUUUUGAACCGGUGGAUGUAUGGAGUCAAUAGAGCAUGGUAAAGUCUAGUAGUGGAGAAACUGUCACCAAUACGAGAGGCAUGGAAUGCGCCGCCAACCAUCUAGAGAGAACUUGUCAAUCAAAUUGAUGGCGAAGGGAAACAGCUUCUCGCCUUUAAUGGACGACCUAGAGGACACUGGUCAGCCCAACACACCGUAAAUCAGACUCCCCACAAUCCGACCUCCCAGAGUUUUCUGGCGGAAACAAGUCGUUGUAAGCAUCGCCGAUUAUACUGGACUAUCCUUUUAUGGGGGAAUCAGAGGAGAACCUCCUGCUUGGUUUUUCCUUUUAAGUCGGUAACUCCAGAAGGUGUCGGUGAGAAAGGGCUUUCUGCCUGUCUACGCAAAGGAGAGUCGCUCUCGAACAAGAAUUGCUCAAGAAAGGGAUAGUGGAAUAGACCCCUGCUGAAGGGACUUGGUAACCUUCUUCAGUGGGAGUCCGAAGACCGGUCUGACGGCAAAAGACAAGGAGCCUGUAGAGCUCCAGACGAUGCAAUUGAGUUUGAGAUGGAUAAACAAGAUAUGGGGCAACAAGAAGCAGCAUGGUUUCCCCCUAUUGUUCAUGUCUUGCCAUCAGCCUCUUCAUGAACAUCCACGGACUUGCUUGCAGAGCAGGCCACAACGAAUGUUUUUCGCUCAUUAUUGAAUAGAGACCAGAAAUUUGGUUUCAGCUUGAUAUGCCACAUGAAGAUAAAGUCCGAAGGUGGAGUGCUUCCUGAAUUACGCAGUUGCUGCCAACGCCUCUUCUUGUGAAGGCAUUGCUGGAAUUGUGGGAGCCUGGGAUCGAUAAAGAAUCUGGAGGCAACUUUUUACUGGUGGCGUGUGUACGCAAAACGAUCCGGUUGUUCGUAGGAAGGUCCUUUUUUUAGGUGGGUGAUGCUGUUCUUACCUCUGUUGUGAGGAGAUUUUAAUGUCAUGUCGGGUUUCGCUGACAAAACCGGGACAGAGCCUAAUGUCGGUACUCUCAUAUCCUAAUGGUGACCUGGUUGCCUGAAAGAUCCUAAUCGAAGAUUUACUUGGUCAAGUAAUAGAUUGGAAGACAAGCGUUUGGUGUAGGCUCGACCGGUGCUUUGUUAAUAACUUUAUCGUUCCUAGCAGGAGAAAUGGAGCAAUGGUUUUCUCAAAUUUCUUCCUAUUGUUUAUUCAGAUCGCUUGCCUCUACUGUUCAAUGUUAGGUUCGUUACUCAGUCUCCCAGUAGGCAUGGCAUGUUCGGCUACUUUAAACAUUGGAGCAGACAUGAGGAGUGCAGACAAAUUGUUGAGUAGGUUUGGUAGCUGCCUGUAUACAAGUGCCUUGCAAUCAGAUUGAAUAAUCAGAACCUCAAGGGGUUGGUCCAACGAGAUUGAAUAGCAUUGGCAGGUGACCAGUCUUCACUUUGAUUCUCCAAAGACCAACUCUCUGUGCUGCAAACAAAGGGUCACUGACACAUAAGUUGGAGCGUGGCAAAGACAGCAUCUUGAGGCACCUAUGCAGGGUUUGUACCGGGGAUGAAAGGUUGGGUGGGGGCUUCAGAUUUCGGCGGUGGGUCAAAACCCCACUCACCCAAAAAAAAUCAGAUUGAUCAACCAUCUUGAGGCUGCUAGAGUGAAACUUUCAGAAUAGUUGAAAGCUCUUGGUACUCCUCACGAUACAAUUAGAAGCCUUUGGGCUGCUAUUGAUGUGGCUGAGAGAGAGACUGAAGAUGGUAUGUGGGGCGCGGAAACUUAGCUUUUGACACUCAAACAAGAGGUUCAAUAUACUCCCUUAGAAGAUUAGCGUGCUUGGUGUCCGACAUCUAGAGUCAGGUGGAUUGCAGAAGGAGACUAAUACAACAUUCUUUCCUGUGGUGGUGAUUCUGGUGAAAGGUAGAGCCACUAAAAACUCUAUUGGUAGGAUUGAAGGGAAUCAGGGUAUCACAAAGGAUCCGGCAUACAUUAAACAGGUUUGUGAGGCAGAUUUUAUUGAUCUCUUGGCGACGGAAGAUGGCAAUGGUGAGUUCUUUCUGGGCUCUGAUUUUGGUUUGCAGGUCAUGGGUAAAGAAAAUAUGUUCCUCCUCUGACCCACGUUGAUAGAGGAGAUGAAAAGCAUUGUAUUCACCUCCGACGCAGAUAGUGCUCUAGGGCUGGACGGGUUUCUAGCAUCUUAUUGGGAUUUGAUAGGCAGAGAGAUCACGAAGAUGGAUAACUCUUUCCUAAUGACAGGUAAGCUGGCCAAGAAACCUAAGUAUAUCAUAGAUUGUUCUCAUCUGGUCGUCCUCAAAAAGGAGAAUGCUAGUAGGAUUCAAAACUUCAGGCCAAUUGCUUUAGCAACUCGGGCUAUAUAAGGUUGUCUCCGAUCACGAGAGAUUCGCUUGAUCAACGACUUGGUAACCUCUAGGAUCAGCUAACAAAAUGCCUCUUACAAUGAUUAGAAGCACCUUCCCACAAGAAUUUUUGGGUGGCUCUCAUAAUUAUUAGAAGUGACACCCCACAUGAAUUUUUUGAGAAUACUAUUUAUAGUCUUCUCAGCUGUGGUCGGCAUGAAGAAUAUGGACAUGAGGGAAUGAGGCAGGGAGGUGAGGACAUGUUUGAUGAGAGCGAUGCAGCCUGAAAGAGGUGGAAUGAGAUUUCUAUGGUUAUAAUUUCCCUUAUAACUUAUCGAUAAUUGAGUGCCAUGAUUAAUUCUCCAUAAGACAUAAGAAGAGGGUGACCUAACUAGUUGAGGAUUAAAUCUCCUGCCUUACAAUUAAACACCUUCGCCACCUCUAACCAUGUCCACCUUACAGUUGUUCUUGAUAAUUUUAAUCCUUGAAGCCAUACCGAAUAAUCAUAAGAUGAGAAGCAAGGACAUAAAACAUGUACUUGCAUGUUAGACAAAAUUGCCAUGAUAUCCAAGGAUGGAAACUGGUUCGGAAAGACCUCGUUGUCGCUGAAUAAGAAUAGACUUUUCACUUCCGCGCAGAAGAGAAAAGGAGACACUGGACAAGCCUUGUAACAAAGGAAAAACUGCGUUUGAUGGACGCGAUAGCAUGAGCUAAUUUCAUCACCAAUUCUUAACCCCAUGUUAUCCAUUUUUUUUUACCAAAUUUCAUAUGAGCCGGAGAAUCAAAUAACAAAGGCGUAAACUUCUUAUCUUGGCAUUUCAUGUCUCUUUUUGCAGUACAAGUGAUGUACAACUAGGUAAACAUAGAGCUGAAAAGAAAGUUGUUUAGCAAGAUUUGGAGCUUUGGCUUUGAACUAUGACAUAAUUUUCUUUUGAGAUUUGUUUGUAGCCACUUUAUUGGUUCCGGAUUGUUCAUGUAAUUAUUCUUUUACUUGACCUAAAACACAUGGACAAUUUACCCCGCUU